Mytilus trossulus (common blue mussel) is the source of this 1546-nucleotide messenger RNA. RefSeq lists its product as uncharacterized. The transcript is spliced from 3 exons. NCBI's taxonomy places the organism in Eukaryota, Metazoa, Mollusca, Bivalvia, Mytilida, Mytilidae. The coding region runs from base 103 to 606 and encodes 167 amino acids. The record is from RefSeq and is a predicted model, not a curated record.
GAUAGCUUUCAAAUGAUUUGUUUACUUCAGUCAUUCGUUAAAUUUCGAAAUAUAUCAUAAAAACAACGUAAUUUGGUUUGAGAUGCAGAUUUCUGGAACGAAAUGAUGUUUAAUGUUGGUAUCAGAAGACUGUUUAUUACUUCAUAUAGUAUUACGUUUGUAUCAUGUGGUGUAGAACAAGACAACGAUGUAACGAAUUUAAGUGACUCAAAUGGAGUAAAUUUGAUUAUUUUGGGUGCUGUUUGUCUUGCCUUCCUCGUAGUCUUAGUGUUGGCAGUUUUCUCAUGUGGUGGAUGUGAAGAUAUGAGUGGAGACGUGGCCUCCGAAAGCCACCCAGCAUGUGGCAAACAAAGUAACAAUUACAGUACAGUAGUGACGGAUGCGAACACUUCCGUACUUAUGUCGUCCCAUACUAUGGGCGAUAGUUCAAAUGGUUCAAUUAUUCCACCACAGAACUUACCUUAUUCUUUACACCCAUCAUCUACCCAAGGAUUCACGGGAUACCAGAGUAGUAGCACUACGGCAUCAGCACCACAGAAUGAGCCGCCUCCUCCUUCAUAUGAACAAGCCAAUAGACAAAGUGGUCUUGCUGGUUAUGGUUAUUGAAAAUGGAUGAAUAUUUGAUCUGUGAAAUUAUUUAACUGUGAUAAUUGGUUAUACAUUUUUAUUCAGACGUGUUUAUAGAUGAAUCUAUGACAUAUAUGACACAUACAUGUAUUUAUGUUAAAGUAAUUUUGUCCCUGCUAGACUUAAUUAGUCCUAUAAAUAAUUCUUAUUCAAUUUUUAACGUUUUUAUACUGAUAUUUUUUUUGUGGCACAUAAAUUGUAAAUAAGAAAUAAAAAUAUUUUUUUUGUGGCAUAUUGAUAGUAAAUAAGAAAUAAAAUACAAAAAAAAUUUAGUAAAAUAUUAAAAGUUAAAAAACAACAUUAGAAAUAAAAAGAAAUAGAAAAUUAUGCCCCGGCUAUCAUAUGUUAUAGGACUAUACUGGACUGUAAAAAAGCAAACACAUAAACAUAUUUCGUGAAUGAUUGAUAGAAUGAAUUUUGUUUCCUGUUGUGAAAAGGAAAAUAUAUAUAGUUUAGAAAAGAUAUAUAGGUUAGAAAAUAUAAAAGUUAGAAAAUUGAUAUAAUUUGAUAUUCCAUAAGUUAUAACUACAAAUCCUAAUGAGGCAGGAUUAGGUGCAAGAUGAGAAGAUAUGAUAUCAUUUGUCUUCCUACAUCAUCAUGAUCACUCACAUUACCCAUCCAAAAUAUCCCUUCUUAAUUGUUUAUGUAAAAAUGGGGAUUUAUUUCACCUACAUGUAACUGAUUCAGUUGUUACAAUACAUAUAAUGUCUUUACCUCUAUGGUUUGUUGAUUUACAUGACAAUGUAGUGUGUUAUGUCCUCAUUUUUCUGUGUAACACCGCAAUUUUAAGCUGUGUUUUACAAUUAUAAACGUCAAAUGAGAUUUUUUUUUAUAUUUGCUGAGUCAUAAUAAGUUAUACUUUUGUAGUAUAUACCCUCCUAUUAUUUAUUUAUAUAUGAAAUAAAUGAAUUAAGCAGAA